ACUUGUUUUAAAUAAGGAAAACCCUCUGAGAGAUUUCUCUCUCUCUCUAUUUUUUCCUGUAGCUAUGGUCGUUUUCAUCAUGACAAAACUAUCAUCUCUCUCGGCCUUUUCUCUCACCUUCUCUCCCCUCCCCACCUCUUUUUCUCCUCUUUUUAUUUCAUUCCUUCCUCAGGCCUGCCUCCAUUCAGUCUCACUCCAGCAUUAUGCUGCUCCGAGCGAUUAUCAAACCUGAGAAUAUUUUUUUUUCCCCCAUCCCCAUGCAAAUCACCUCACCGUGUUCUUUUAUCUGCCCCCGCCCCACCCCAGCCAACCCCCCUCCGAACCGUUUUGUGUAAUCAAAGUAAACGGCAGCUAAAGCAAAAAGGGAAACGCUCUUUGUGGAGAUGGAUGGAGGGAUUAAAUAUUAACCGGAUGCGGCCGACUUAAGGCGAGUGUUUUACAUAGCUGCUCCCGCCACGGAUGCCGCACAUUGAUCCCCCCCUCCGCCACCUCCUCCACUCACCCCACCUCACCCCACUUCCCUUCGCCCCGGUGCCUUUACUUGUUUGGUCGCCUGCCGUUAAUUUUUCACCAUCAACUCGCCGGCUGGGUCUGGAGAACAGAAACAGAGCGGGUGGAGGAGAGGGAGGCCAACGAAUGGUUCAGCCAUCAUCCACCCUCUCUCCCUCUCCACCACCACCACCACCCACUCCUCUGCUUUUAACAGGGGCAGCAUACAUGCCCGAGGAUGAGCUUAAGGCAACCAGUCAUGACGAGGAAGAGCACCUGCAGGAUGAUGGCCUCUCUUUAGACGGACAGGACACGGAGUUCCUGUGCAAUGACGAAGAGGAGGAUGCGGAUGGAGGCCAGCCACCUAGCUACAGAGACUCUCCACUUAGCAAUGGUACUAACCCGGAUGCCGGAUAUGGGUCUCCACUCAGUGACGCUAGCGACAGACUUGCAGAUAUCAAGAGCACCUCUUCCAGGGAUGGUCAGGAGAGGGAAGGCUCUGCUCCGCCCUACCGUCCCAACAACGGCCUGUCUUUCCAGGACAGCCUGGCACAGAUGAAAGCCGUCUAUGCAAACCUCAUCUCAGAUGCCUCUUGGUCUAGCAUCACAAUGGACAUCAUGAAAUCAAAGCCUGCUGCAGCCGGCAGUGUCAACACUGCCCACACGACUCCAGAGCCUGUCUCUGCUGUCUCUGUCUCACCGACUACAACCACAAACAAGAGCAGUGUGGUGAACAUGGCCAACAGUCACCACAACGGUAGAAGCUCCACCAACACUGUCAACCACACAGGCAACGCGAGUGCCAACACCAAUGGUACGACAACUAGCUCCGCAAGCAGCCACAGCGCGACGAGCAGCAGUGGAAGCAGUGCCGGUGGAGCCAGCAACGGAAGUGGUGUAGCCUAUGACUGGCACCAGGCAGCGCUCGCCAAAACUCUUCAGCAGACCCCAUACCACCUUUUACCUGAGCCUAGUCUCUUCAGCACAGUGCAGCUCUACCGGCAGAACAACAAGCUCUACGGCUCUGUUUUUACUGGUGCAAGCAAGUUUCGCUGCAAAGACUGCAGCGCCGCUUAUGACACGCUAGUGGGAUUGACAGUUCACAUGAAUGAGACGGGCCACUAUCGCGAUGACAACAAGGACAAAGAGGAGGACCAGGGCAAGCGCUGGUCCAAACCACGUAAGCGAUCCUUGAUGGAAAUGGAGGGGAAGGAGGAUGCUCAGAAAGUACUGAAGUGUAUGUACUGCGGCCACUCGUUUGAGUCCCUACAAGAUCUCAGCGUACACAUGAUCAAGACCAAGCAUUACCAGAAAGUGCCUCUCAAAGAACCCGUGCCAGCCCUGGCUACUAAGCUGGUGCCAACUUCAGCUAAAAAACGUGCUAUUCAAGAUGUUAUAGUCUCUCCAUGCUCCCCAGACUCCAUCCAUGCUGGUAGUGGUGGCGGUGGUUCUGUGUCUCUUGGGGAUAUGGGCAAAGAUUCGAAAGCUACCGCUAACCCCUACGUGACGCCGAACAACCGCUAUGGCUACCAAAAUGGUGCCAGCUACACGUGGCAGUUUGAGGCUCGCAAAGCGCAGAUCCUUAAAUGCAUGGAGUGUGGGAGUUCACAUGACACACUGCAACAGCUGACUGCCCACAUGAUGGUUACAGGUCACUUUUUGAAGGUUACAAACUCUGCAUCUAAGAAGGGCAAACAGUUGGUCUUUGAUCCAGUGGUGGAAGAGAAGAUUCAGUCAAUCCCACUACCACCGACCACCACCAGACUCCCUGUUCCCAGUACUGUAAAAUCCCAACCAGUAUCCCCUGCCCUCUCCUCUGGCUCUGAGGAUAAAAGAGAGGUGUUAGAGGAUGAAAAACUUGAAGGAUGUGAGCCUAUUGAGAAAAAAAUCAAGGAGGAGAAAGAUGACGCAAGUGAGAAAUCAGAAACUGAUACUACAUCUUAUAAAUACCUUAGAGAAGAAGAUCUGGAGGAAACGCCUAAAGAGGGUUUAGAUAUACUAAAGUCUCUCGAAAACACUGUAUCCAGUGCCAUCAGCAAGGCCCAGACGGGCACUCCCACAUGGGGUGGCUAUCCUAGCAUUCAUGCUGCCUACCAGCUGCAAGGUGCAAUUAAAAGUUCAGCUACUGUUCUUCCCCCAACCGUCCAGAGCGUUCAGAUGCAGCCAAUGUUUAAUAGUGGGCUACGAAGUCUUGUGAGUGACUCCAACUCCGUCAUCCACUCCCCUCGUAGCCCUUCCUCCCCGACUCUCCUCAGGAGUAACGUCACUGCCAUGGAGGAGCUUGUUGAGAAAGUGACAGGAAAAACUGCCACCGUGAAGAAAGAAAAAGAGGAAAAGCUGGUCAGUCUAGAGCGUUGUAGGCCACCGUCAUUAGUGAAAUCGCCCUCUCCUGCACUGAGAGAGCAGAGAGAGCAAUUACCGUCCCCAAACGACCUUUCUGUAGGUAAACUGUCCGGCCUGAGAAGUAUCAGCCCAGGUAGUGUAGACUCUGAGCUUAUUUGUAAGAAGGAGCCCAAAGAGAGUCUGUUGGACGGCCACAGCAACACUUCAAAAAAUGGCUCAGAGGCAUCCCAGUCUCCAGUAACAAAUGGGAACAGUCUUGGCAUCAUCACGGACCACUCACCUGAAAGUCCUUUUAUCAACCCUCUGAGUGCACUCCAGUCAAUCAUGAACACGCACCUGGGAAAGGCUUCUAAACCUGUGAGUCCAGCAGCGGAUCCGUUGUCCAUGCUUUACAAAAUCAGUAACAGCAUGAUGGACAAACCAGCUUUUACCCCAACUCCUCAAAGCAAGGCGACUGAGCCCGUUAACCACUUUCAGCUGUAUGAAAGUAAUGACCAGCCCAUAGACCUGAGCAAAAAUAAGGCCACCACUAAUAGCAGUACCAAUACCAACAGCAGCAGCGUGUUGUUGACCAACAAUAGCGUAAACGGCAACAAGCCUCUUAUCUCCCUCCCUGAAUCUGUCUCCUCUCCUCUGAGAGAGAAUGCUCUAAUGGACAUUUCGGAUAUGGUGAAGAACCUCACAGGACGACUGACGCCCAAAUCGUCAACUCCCUCCUCCAUCUCAGAGAAGUCUGAUGCCGAUGGCAGUGCAUUCGAGGAUGCCCUGGAGGACCUCUCGCCGGUACAGAAGAGGAAAGGGAGGCAGUCCAAUUGGAAUCCUCAGCAUCUUCUCAUCUUGCAAGCACAGUUCGCCUCUAGCCUGAGGGAGACCCCAGAGGGCCGUUAUGCAAUGACCGACCUGGGCCCUCAGGAAAGGGUCCACAUCUGCAAAUUCACAGGGCUCUCGAUGACCACCAUAUCUCACUGGCUGGCAAACGUGAAGUAUCAGCUGAGACGGACUGGGGGCACCAAGUUUCUCAAGAACAUGGACUCAUGCCAGCCCGUGUUCCUCUGUGGUGACUGUGCCUCUCAGUUCAGGACUCCCUCCUCCUACAUCAGCCACCUGGAAUCUCACCUGGGCUUUAGCCUGAAGGACCUGUCCAAACUGUCAGCGGAGCACCUACGGGAGCAGCAGGCUGCCUCAAAGGUGAUCACAGACAAAAUGACAUUCGGCAGCCCACUGUCAGCCUUGACCACACCGGAGGACGACACGGGCUCUGUGUACCAGUGCAGACUUUGCAAUCGGACAUUCGUCAGCAAACACGCAGUCAAACUGCACCUCAGCAAGACCCAUGGCAAGUCUCCAGAGGACCACCUGGUGUUUGUCACUGCUCUGGAGAAACUGGAGAAGCUCGACAAAAUGGAAAAAGUUUAAUCAAGCAAAUCCGUGAGCUGCUGAGGGAAAAGACUGACAGCUGUGGAACUGACUAGAAUUUCAUUGCACUAAAAUGACAUUGUUCACAGUUACUGCACUGGGCCGAACUGAGCCGCCAGAAGAAAGAAAAAAAAAAAAAAA
Molecule: messenger RNA, 4389 nt
Organism: Poecilia latipinna (sailfin molly)
Lineage: Eukaryota; Metazoa; Chordata; Actinopteri; Cyprinodontiformes; Poeciliidae
Product: teashirt homolog 1-like
Exons: 2
Coding region: 460-4248 (1262 amino acids)
Biological process (GO): regulation of transcription by RNA polymerase II
Cellular component (GO): nucleus
Molecular function (GO): DNA-binding transcription factor activity, RNA polymerase II-specific; DNA binding
Source: RefSeq, a predicted model, not a curated record